Messenger RNA from Aspergillus novofumigatus IBT 16806, 793 nucleotides. RefSeq lists its product as uncharacterized. The record is from RefSeq and is a predicted model, not a curated record. NCBI's taxonomy places the organism in Eukaryota, Fungi, Ascomycota, Eurotiomycetes, Eurotiales, Aspergillaceae. The transcript is spliced from 2 exons. Bases 23 to 793 code for a protein of 256 amino acids.
CCCUGUUGCAGCUUCGACCAAGAUGGUCGAGUUUCUCCGCCAGGUGGAAGACCUUACCAAGGACCUCUUGUCGACGCCAUUGAACGACUGGCAGGAUGAACUCGAUGCCCUCCGUAAGGAGAUGCAGCCCAUCAAAACGGCCAUCGAACCGCCAGCGAGGCCUAGUGUUCCUCAUCAAACAGCUCACCAACGCGCCCGGCGGAGAGGUGGCACGCGACCGAGAGGUAGUAGUAUCUGUAGGCGAUCGCUCGCAAAUUGGCGCAUUCCGCCGCAUGACGCCGGCAGAACUCACCAAACGUGCGAACAGGCCCGAGCGAAGGCAGCGAGAUCAACCGAGGCCCUACCUCUCGCGUCCGUGAUGAUCCUCGCAUCGCGCCAGUUGAGAUCGGGUGAUCUCCGCUUCACUAUGCGCAAUGCGAAGGAGGCCGAGAUCAUGCGAAUGCGCCGUGAUAAGUGGCCGAAAGGCCUCUGCAAAACGGCAUUCGUACACAUGCCGAUGUGGGGAAUAAUCGUCCAUGAUGUUAACGUCCGGUCCCUCGGCAUUGAUAAGCCGUCAGUCGAGGAGCUCAAGACGGUACAGGAGAAGGUGAUCAAAGACCUACUAGCGAGCAAUGUUCAUAGCUGGGGAGAUGUAGAAAUCAGCAAGAUUAGCUGGCUACGCAUACCGGACAGGAAGUCAGACUCACUAGUUGUUGAGUUCACCUAUGAGCAAGCUCUGCCUGGCCCCAUCAGGCCCUGGGGUAUUGGUGCUGCAACCCCCUGUCCCAGCCAUAAUAUUACCCUAGGACUAUAG